CAGCUCGUGAGGACGCUCGCUGCCUCAUUGGCACAUGUCCCGGCGGGGUGGAGCGAAGCGGGGCCGCCUCUUGUUUUGCGGUCUUGUUGUUGUCAGCCUCACAACAGUCCAGCUGCAGCGAGCGUCGGUAGAGGAGCGCCCGACAAGAACCGGCGAACGAAUCGGUGGCUUUCAUUGGACGUUAUCUGUUCAUUCACAGCCGCAGUCAGAAUCUGAGAGACUGUGAGCAGUUUCAGGGAGUGUUUGUGUCCUCUGAUUCCGGAGAGAGUUGAAUCACUACAGCAGGGUUUUCAGGCUGGUGAAGGUCUGUGAUCAUCGUCGUCCUUCCCAGCGCUGACACCGUCCACGCUGCCCUGAAGGAGUGUUUUUGUGGAGCUUCUUAGUUGCCGAAUGGAUGUGAGUGCGUGUGGAGAAUACUAAUGACCGGCGCGCUGCGUCCUUCCGAGGUGCACCGUGUCCCCCGCUGCUGCUGAGGGCCACAGCAGAGCAGAGCACUCAUCCAGAGCGCAUGGGCCUGCGCACCACCUCAGUCUCGACCUGAGGAAUCCUACACCCUCAACACAGGAUUUAAUGAGCGGGAUCUGAGCACCACAGCUCUUGUUUUUUUCUAUUUACAGCACCGGGGUGGAUAUAAAAUCCCCCCAGCAGAAAAAAACGCCAAAAUGGGCAACAGCUUCUCCAACAUCUCUGCCUUCCAGUCUCUCCACAUCGUCAUGCUGGGGCUGGACUCUGCUGGAAAGACCACAGUUCUUUACAGACUCAAAUUUAAUGAAUUUGUCAACACGGUUCCUACGAUCGGCUUCAACACCGAGAAGAUCAAGCUGAGCAACGGCACGGCGAAGGGCAUCAGCUGUCAUUUCUGGGACGUUGGGGGCCAGGAGAAGCUUAGGCCCCUGUGGAAGUCGUACAGCCGGUGCACUGAUGGGAUCAUUUACGUGGUGGACUCUGUGGACGUUGACCGGCUGGAGGAGGCCAAGACUGAGCUUCACAAAGUCACCAAGUUCGCAGAGAACCAGGGCACGCCGCUGCUGGUCAUCGCCAACAAGCAGGACCUGCCCAAGUCUCUCCCAGUGGCGGACAUUGAGAAGCAGCUGGCUCUGCAUGAGCUCACCCCCUCCACUACCUACCACAUUCAGCCUGCCUGCGCUAUAAUAGGAGAGGGGCUCCACGAGGGCAUGGACAAACUGUAUGAAAUGAUACUGAAGAGGAGGAAAUCCCUGAAGCAGAAGAAGAAGCGGUAACAGCUGCUGACUCCGUGGACUUCCUGGAAGGACUCUGCCAGUGUUUCCCCAAACAGGUUUACUUUCCAGUGAUUUUUUAAGGUAUUCUCUGUCUGGAUUACAGCUGUUCUACGCUGUGAAGCCCCGCUGGAUGAUGCUUUUGCACACAGGAGGCUGCCUCAGCGGCUGCAGGAUAUGAUAUGAGGUUAACCAAAAAGACAAAUAAAGAAACUUGAAAUGACUCUUUAGGUCUCCAGCGUGGAGGAGUAGGAACGGGCUGGCCCGUUUAUUUGCUGCUUUAUGGUGGAUUUUGAACACAGUUUGACUGAAGAAACUCUCAGUAGGUCACUGAAGUUUGAAUUUUGCACGUGGCUCGGGUCACUUGUGCCCCAUGCUCCUUUUAUUUUAGACAACUGUAGUAUGAGUCUGUGAUUAUGGAUGUCACGCAGACUGUUUUCUGGAGCAUCGAAGUAGCCUUUCCUCCACACGGUGGACUGAGGUGUCCACUACUUUGCACUUUUCAUUUCCUAACAGUAAAGAAUACACUGUAUUAACAAAGGAGCAGAUCCAGGUGGUUUAUGUACCAAGAAGCCAAAAUUGAAGUAUUUUUUGAAUAUUAAAAGAUUUAAAAUCCA
Molecule: messenger RNA, 1855 nt
Organism: Morone saxatilis (striped sea-bass)
Lineage: Eukaryota; Metazoa; Chordata; Actinopteri; Moronidae
Product: ADP-ribosylation factor-like protein 4C
Exons: 1
Coding region: 663-1241 (192 amino acids)
Biological process (GO): intracellular protein transport; endocytic recycling
Cellular component (GO): cytoplasm
Molecular function (GO): GTPase activity; GTP binding
Source: RefSeq, a predicted model, not a curated record